AUGUCAUCAGAGAAAUAUAAGGUAGCAAUUGUUGUUGAUCCUUCGAUGAAAGACAUUUCAAUUGGAGAAGAAACCAAAAAAGAGAGACCUUCUUCGUCAGCCAUGUCCUCUACAGGAGUCUUCGCCGCCAUCUCUUACAUGGCAUCUGCUGUUCUAUUAGUAAUGUUCAAUAAAGCGGCACUUUCUUCAUACAGAUUUCCAAGUGCAAAUGUCAUUACUCUACUUCAGAUGCUUUCUUCAUGUCUAAUUUUGUAUGUGAUGAGAUAUUUUAAGAUCAUAUCAUUCAAUAAUGAUAGAUCAAAGAGCGAGCACAACAACAAUUUGUUUACUCUUGUUUCAACAAAAAGGUUGUUUCAGACGAUCCCUCUUGCAUUCACAUAUCUACUUUAUAUGCUAGUAACAAUGGAGUCCGUACGUAAUAUCAAUGUUCCAAUGUACACAACGCUCCGACGAACUACUAUACUUUUUACAAUGAUUAUGGAAUAUUUCCUUGCUGGUCAAAAGCAUUCUGCUUUAAUCAUCUUUAGCGUGGGAAUAAUUAUAUUAGGUGCUAUAAUCGCUGGGAUAAGAGACUUAUCGUUUGAUGGUUAUGGGUAUGGACUUGUAUUCACGGCAAAUAUAUGUACCGCAACCUACCUUGCCUUGAUUUCACGUAUUGGAAAAUCUAGUGGCCUCAAUAUCUUCGGACUAAUGUGGUGUAAUGGAAUAAUUUGCAUCCCCUUUUUGUUGUUAUGGACAUCUGUAAAAGGUGAACUAGAAGCCAUGUUAUCAUUUCCUCAUCUCUACUCUGUUGGCUUUCAGGUGGUGAUAUGUCUUUCAUGUGUGUUGGCUUUCAUGAUAAAUUACUCUGUGUUCCUCAACACAACCCUUAAUUCUGCACUAACACAUUCAAUAUGUGGUAAUUUGAAGGAUCUAUUUACCAUUACACUAGGUUGGCUUAUAUUUGCUGGACUUCCCUUUGAUUGGGUAAACGUAAUGGGCCAAGCGCUGGGUUUUACCGGAUCUAUUUUUUAUGCAUUUUUCAAAUAUAAAGGCAUGUGA
Messenger RNA from Arabidopsis lyrata subsp. lyrata, 1041 nucleotides. RefSeq lists its product as uncharacterized. Bases 1 to 1041 code for a protein of 346 amino acids. Lineage: Eukaryota; Viridiplantae; Streptophyta; Magnoliopsida; Brassicales; Brassicaceae. Gene Ontology annotation, cellular component: Golgi apparatus. The transcript has 10 exons. Gene Ontology annotation, molecular function: GDP-fucose transmembrane transporter activity; antiporter activity. The record is from RefSeq and is a predicted model, not a curated record.